Molecule: messenger RNA, 2034 nt
Organism: Dreissena polymorpha
Lineage: Eukaryota; Metazoa; Mollusca; Bivalvia; Myida; Dreissenidae
Exons: 5
Coding region: 1-2034 (677 amino acids)
Molecular function (GO): protein binding; GTP binding
Source: RefSeq, a predicted model, not a curated record
AUGAAAGACAAUACCAGGUGUCCCGAAUCCGUAACAAAAGUUGGAACCAAUGACUCUAGUACAAAAGCAAGCCACAGGAGAAAGCCAGGCAAACCGAGUACCGUUUAUGUUGGAGUUGAUUCCAUAGGCCUUACGUGGGUUUUACCUGAAACGUUUGAAUCUGGCGACUUUUAUCAAGUUAGCUAUAAAGAAAAUUCCAGCGGGUCUGGCUGGACAAUUGCCAGCGAAGAAAUAAAGGAAAACAAAGCUUUACUGAAAGGUUUGGCCUCUAAUUGUGAAUAUAUCUUCCGCGUCAACUGUAUUUAUGGAGAGACCGAAGGAUCAUUAAGUGAUUCAAGUGAUCCUGUUAAAACAUUACCGUCACCUGCCUCAACCUUACUUCAGUUUUCGGUACACUCAACUAAAAGUGAUGUUUCCCCUACAAAAUAUUCUCUUCUUACAACUGAAAUACAAAAUGCACGUAAUGAAGGGGCAAAAACAAGAAAACUAGAAAUUGGGCGUAGCAGACCAGUCGAUUGGUCUGAGAAGACAAUAAUGGUUAUAGGAGAAACAGGAACCGGCAAAAGUACGCUUGUUGAUGGAAUGGUCAAUUAUAUACUUGGGGUCCAAUGGAGUGACCUGUAUCGAUUAACAAUUGUGAAUCUUGAAGAUGAAGAGAAUAGUCGAAAACAUAACCAGGCAUUGUCACAGACAGAAUGGAUUACCUGCUACAAAAUAAAUCACAUGGACGGAAGUAGAAUUAAGUACACACUUAACAUUAUUGACACCCCAGGAUUCGGGGACACGCGUGGACUGGACAGGGACAAUGCAAUCGUAGACCAAAUCCGCGAGUUAUUUACGGAGUCUGGGCCGAAGGGAAUAUUAACCAUAGAUGCCGUGUGCUUUCUCAUAAAAGCGCCAGACGCUCGUUUGACUCCUAUGCAACGUUACAUAUUCCAAUCAAUUAUGUCAUUAUUUGGAAAAGAUAUUGAAAAAAACAUAUGUUCGAUGGUAACAUUUGCCGACGGCAUUGAUCCUCCUGUGUUUGCCGCUCUUGACGAGUCGGGACUACCGUUUGGUAAACGUUUCACGUUCAAUAAUUCAGGAUUGUAUGCUAGAAAUACAAAUAUUGAUCAGUAUAGUUUAUCCCCAAUGUUCUGGAAAAUGGGUAUGGCUAGUUUUGAGAAUUUCUUUACCCAUUUAGAUAGCAUGCAAAGAAGAAGUCUACGACUUACAGGGGAUGUAUUAAAUGAAAGGAAUAGACUGGAAGCUACAAUUAAAAACCUCGAACCAAAACUUGAUGCUGGCCUGUUGCAAAUAGAUCAAUUGAAGAAAAUGAUCGAAACAUUUGAAGAUAAUCAGUCUAUUAUCAAGGCAAACAAAGACUUUACCUACACUACAAAGAAAACGCAACAGAAAAAAUCAGAACUUCCAAAAGGUCAGCACGUCACAAAUUGUACACCUUGCACGUUUACGUGCCACGUAAAUUGUUCUUACCCUGACAACGCACAGAAAAGAAACUGUUGCGCGAUGGACCCUAACGGGUACUGCACAAUGUGUCCUGACAAGUGUUUUUGGGACAAACACGCGAACACCCCGUAUAUAUUUACAUAUGAAAUCAUCGAAGAAACAAAGACGUAUUCGGAGAUGAAGGAAAAAUAUGAAAAGGCAUCGGGGCAAUUACUGACACAGGAACAGCUUCUUGACACGAUGCGCCAAGAACUGGAAGAUAUGGCCGAAACCAUUGAAGACAUGAUGGAUGUUGUAAUGGAAUGUAAUCAACGUUUGGCAGACAUUGCUCUCCGCCCCAAUCCACUUACCAUGACGGACCAUGUAGACCUUAUGAUUGAAAAUGAGAAAAAUACAAAAAAAGAAGGAUGGAUGGAACGAAUUCAAUCUCUUCAGAAACUUAAAAAGCGCGCAAAUAUUUUAGAGCACGUUGAUGACUUUUCAAAGAAAGCUAAAUCGGUGCGACCUACUAGGAGCAGAGAUGAAACCAAUGCGACCAAAUCGAGAAAUGUAUUUAGACGUAUUAGGGACGUAUUUGGAAUAUAG